Trichoderma citrinoviride is the source of this 1203-nucleotide messenger RNA. Its product is annotated as chitin biosynthesis protein. Gene Ontology annotation, biological process: conjugation with cellular fusion; Golgi to plasma membrane transport. The transcript is spliced from 2 exons. The record is from RefSeq and is a predicted model, not a curated record. The coding region runs from base 1 to 1203 and encodes 400 amino acids. Gene Ontology annotation, molecular function: protein dimerization activity. Lineage: Eukaryota; Fungi; Ascomycota; Sordariomycetes; Hypocreales; Hypocreaceae. Gene Ontology annotation, cellular component: exomer complex; trans-Golgi network.
AUGCUCGUCUCCCUGACGGUCGGCAAGGUCGACGCUGGCGUCACAGUGCUGCUGACCCCAGAUAAACGCCUGAUCGAGUUCCCCUCCAUUCUGCUGCCUCCCAACAUUUCCUCCGGCAGCAUCGUGGACAUCACCGUCGCCCGCAACGUCAGCAAAGAGGCCGCUGCCGAAGAGGAAUUCCGCGCCCUGCAAGACCGCAUUUUCCAGUCGUUUGGCGCCUCCGAACCCGCGGCACCGGUCCUGCGCUGCCGCAAUGCGACGCAAACCUCCGUCGUCCUGGAAUGGGACCCCAUCGAGCUCGCCACGGCCGACCUGAUUUCCCUGAGCCUGUACCGCAACGGGCAAAAGGCCGGCAACAUCCCGCGGCCGCUGGAGAUGCACAGCACCAAGAUCAGCGGCCUGGCUGUCGACACCGAAUACAGCUUCCACCUGGUCCUGCGGACGAGUGCCGGCACGCGCGCGAGCGAAAAGGUGGUCGUGCGCACCCACAAGAUGACAGACCUGAGCGGAAUCACCAUCACGACGGGCAUCCUGCCGGCGGCGACGAGGGAGAACUUGACGCGCGCCGUGGAGCGCAUCGGGGCCAAGAUUGUCGACGGGGUGCGCAUCGACACGACGCACUUUGUCACCACCGAGGGCAGGGGGACGGCAUGGGAAAAGGCCGUUGAGAACAACAUUCCCGUGGUGCGUCCCGAGUGGGUGACGGCCUGUGAGCAGAACGGUAGGAUCCUCGGCGUCACCAAGUUCUACCUCGACGUCAUGCGACCGGGGCCUCCCAGCGACGACCAGCUGCCCCCUCCUCCGGCCAAAGACGUGCCUCCCAAAGACACGCCACCACGAGCGUCGCCACCGGCGCAAGACGCAGCUAAUAACAAGGCUCGAGAUAGCAAGUCACCCCCGGCCGACGGGAAGAAGAGCCAGGAGGCGGAAGCAGAGGCAUCUACAAAAGCAGAGGGCGAGUCCAGCUCCCCAGAGAAAGAAGAGGGCGGAGAAGGAGAGACUUCAGAGCAAAAGGCAAAAUCAGGAGAGCAGGCAGAGCAGAAAGUACGGCUUGAGGACGUGCAGGAGCAGAAAGUGGCAUUGCGGCCUGUCGCAUCCCAGGAGGCCCUGGUGGAACAGGUCGAAGACAGCGACGGCGGCGAGGAUGAGUCGAAGCCGGCCUCGCCACCAGACGGAGCGUCGUUUCAAGAAGUUGAGCUGUAG